AUGAGGGAAUACAGUCAUCUGAGUUUCAUCUGUCUUAUGUUACUGAUUGCAACAACUCAAGAGCCCCAAGGUGUUCCCAUUGUGAAGGUCUUCCCAAAAGCAUCGGUCGGCAUGAUCAGGAGAAAGAGGGAAUGGGUCAUUCCACACAUCAACAUUCCAGAAAAUGAAAAAGAACCUUUUCCAAAGGAAGUGAUGCAGAUGAAGUCUACCGAAGCUGAUAUAAAGAAAAUGAUUUAUAAAAUCACAGGCCCUGGAGCCGACCAGCCACCCGUAGGUCUUUUCACAGUGGACAAAUAUACAGGCAUGUUGUCUGUCACAAAUCAACUGGACAGAGAGGAAACUCAACAGUACAUUAUCACAAUUCAUGGUUGGGCAAAGAGUGAUAACUACACUGAAAAACCUGCCGAAAUCAUCAUCAAUGUUAUUGACCAAAAUGAUCACAAACCUGUCUGUACCCAAAAUCCUUUUCGAGGAGAGGCACCAGAAAGAUCGAAGGAAAAUGUGUCUGUCAUACAAGUGACAGCAGAGGACCUGGAUGAUCCAAAAACUAAAAAUGGCAUUGUGCAUUAUAAACUGGUGGGACAGGAACCCAGCGGUGACGCCUUCUACAUUGACCCUACCACCGGAGUCAUUCGUGUAGCCUCUGUUGGCAUUUUGGACAGAGAGACUCAUCCUAUAUAUAAACUGGAUGUGGAGGCAGCAGAUAUGGAAGGAGACGGCCUCUCCACCACUUGUAUGGUUAUCAUCCGGGUCACCGAUAGCAAUGAUCACGCCCCUAAAUUUAGCCAAAAAACAUAUGAAAGUACGGUGCAAGAAAAUGAAGCGGGGGAAAUCGUCACAAGGUUGGCCGUCACAGAUAAAGAUGAACCACUAACCACAAACUCAAUGGUGAAGUUUUCCAUCAUCCAGGGCAAUGAGGAAGGAUUCUUCAACAUUAGCACCAGUCCCAAUAAGAUGGAGGGAACCAUCACAACAAUAAAAGGUGUGGACUUUGAGCAGCACAAUACUUUCGUUUUGCUGGUGGAGGUGGUGAACACCGUUCCAUUUGUGGUUCCUGUAGUCACCUCAACUGCCACUGUCACCAUCUUGGUGCAGGACAGAAACGAGGCGCCCGUCUUUGAGCCCGCAGAGAAGCGGGUCACUGUGCCUGAAGACCUCGCUGUGGGUAGCACCAUCACUAAAUACACAGCCAAGGACCCAGACACAUCUAGACCGCAGAACAUAAGAUAUAAGUUGCUGAGAGACUUUGCUAACUGGUUGGAGAUCACAGAAGAUACUGGACACAUCAAAGUCAAAAGCUCAUUGGACAGAGAGGCCUCGUUCAUAAGGGAUGAAGAGUACACUGUUUUAAUAGAGGCAAAUGACAACGACGAUGAACCAGCCUCAAGUACAGGCACAUUGAUAAUCCAGCUGUCAGAUGUAAAUGAUAACGCCCCAGUGCUGAACCAGCGCAGAGUCCAGAUGUGUGCAACAGAACCAGUGCCCGUCCAACUGACCAUUACAGACCGAGAUGGGCCAGAAAACAGCAUCCCAUUCACAGUCGAACUAAAUAAUGAGUUUCAAAACAACUGGACCAUCAUCAGAAACUCCAGCAGUCCAACCGGUGAUGUUGUGUGGCUGAAUCCUCUCAAACAUCUGGAUGUUGGCGAGUACCACCUGAUGCUGCGUGUCUAUGACUCCCAGAUGUUAACUCAGGACAGCUCUCUCAUGGUGGAGAUGUGUGAUUGUAAAGGUGAUGAUGUCAUGUGCCUCGCCGGCGUGCGUGCUGCUUACAUCCCACCGGUCUUGAUCUAUGUUUUGGCGGUCAUCUUUUGUCUUCUUUUGCUGCUAUUGUUGCUUCUACUUCUUUUAAGAAGAAAGAGAGGAAAGAAGCAAACAUUUUUUAUUCAGAAAGAAGAAGACAGGGACAAUAUUUUAUAUUACAAUGAGGAAGGAGGGGGGGAAGAAGACCAGGACUACGAUAUGAGCCUGUUACACAGCAUACCGGAGGAACCCACCCACGUCUUCUGUCGACAAUAUCGUGAGGAGAGUGAAGAUAUUGGAAACUUCAUUAAUAAUAGUCUAUGUACGGCAGGCACUCUUGAUCACUCUUUGGCACCGCGUGACUCUUUGCUGGUGUUCGGUUAUGAGGGUGAGGGAUCGAGCUGUGGAUCUCUCAGCUCUCUUCAGUCCUCCAGCAGUGAUGACAGUCAGGAUUAUCAACCGCUGAAGUACUGGGGCUCUCCAUUCAUAAAACUGGCUGACAUGUAUGCAGGAGGUGAUGAUGAGUAACACACGUCCUGGAAGCACAGUGUAUGAUCUUCACUAUAAUAUGAUCUUCAGUAUAAUCCCUCUGAAAAUAGAAACGUGGGACAUGAAAUUAUUUCAGAUGCAAGUUUUGCAAUAUAUUUGAAACUAAUUUCGAUACAAUAAUCUCAGUGUUUGACACUAGGCAUCUUUGCUUUCUUCUCUAUAAAAUUUCUAUCACAAAGGUUUUUCUUUCAAAGUUAAUGGGACUUUGUAGAUUAGAGUUCUUGGUUAUGUAAACGUUAUCUUAAAGAAAAAAAUUUAAUAUCUCUACUGAAAAAUAGUUAUAAGGGUCUGUUUCUCAGAACUGAAAAGCAGCAAAUAUAAGAAAAUAUGUGUUGUCUGUGAAAUCCAGGUUGAAAUCUGAUAAUCUAAUGAUGAUAUUAGGGCAUCAAAGUUUGAUUUCACAUUGCUUCCUAUAAUAAACAAGAUAAAGUGUAAAAAUCUCACUUUUUUAUUGCAAACGGAUUCCUACAUUAUAUUUAUUAUGUCUCACUAGAUUACAUUACAUCCUUUAAGAACAUAAUUGGUAGAGGUGUAUAA
This is a messenger RNA of Paramisgurnus dabryanus, 2829 nucleotides long. RefSeq names its product B-cadherin. Gene Ontology annotation, cellular component: plasma membrane; cytoplasm; catenin complex. Gene Ontology annotation, biological process: homophilic cell-cell adhesion; cell-cell adhesion mediated by cadherin; calcium-dependent cell-cell adhesion. Gene Ontology annotation, molecular function: beta-catenin binding; calcium ion binding; cadherin binding. The record is from RefSeq and is a predicted model, not a curated record. Lineage: Eukaryota; Metazoa; Chordata; Actinopteri; Cypriniformes; Cobitidae.